Penicillium hordei is the source of this 1962-nucleotide messenger RNA. RefSeq names its product bZIP transcription factor. Gene Ontology annotation, biological process: positive regulation of transcription by RNA polymerase II; DNA-templated transcription. The coding region runs from base 1 to 1962 and encodes 653 amino acids. The transcript is spliced from 6 exons. The record is from RefSeq and is a predicted model, not a curated record. Gene Ontology annotation, molecular function: DNA-binding transcription factor activity, RNA polymerase II-specific; zinc ion binding; sequence-specific DNA binding. NCBI's taxonomy places the organism in Eukaryota, Fungi, Ascomycota, Eurotiomycetes, Eurotiales, Aspergillaceae.
AUGGCCCGCAACAACGGCGCAGGCCUCACCACGUUGACAACGCAGUCUUCGGCCCCGGCAAGGGCGCGAGCUUCAUGCUCGCGAUGUCAUAAGAGGAAGAAGAGGUACGUCCAGGGCCUUGAAGAGAAGGUUCGCCGUCUGGGCAGGGCUAUGGCUACCCAAGAGCGGAAUACGCCACAGGCUACAGAUGCCACUCGGAUUUUGAACAACAAUCACCUCUAUGACGACUUCGAUAUGCCAGAAAUAGGAAUGGUGGACCAGGAAUGCAGCCCUCGAGGUGUUUACGGAAGCCAAGUAGGAAACACAUCCACCCUUACCGACAACACCGAGGGUCUGAUAGAAGGCCCUCUUGUAAACCCACAGCUUGCAGCAGACCAAACCCCAACCUUUGGCCAGCAACUCACAGUGCUCUCGCUGGAGGCUACUGCUGAACGGCACUUGGGAUCGACCACGGGACUCUCAUUCGCAAACCUGACACAGAUGAUUCUACGUCGUUUGGCGCCAGACAAGGCGGACUUUAUAUUCAAUAGCCAUCAUGACAACACUACGGAAAUGGAUCUCUUAGACCUCAGCUCUUCUUCAAACCCCUUCAACGACUCUUUCUUCCAAAGCUUGAGUGAGUCCAUCUCCCCCUAUCCCCUGCUUUUUGGUGAUCUCCUCUUCACCGACUCUGCCGGAUCCCAUGCCGCCCUUGACUCCCUAGCCUGGCCAAGCGAUGAGACGCAUGUGCGGCGGCUGGUGAAUUUCUAUUUCGCUCACUCCCAUACCCUCUAUCCCAUCCUAGACCGCUCUGAGGUCAUGGACACUCUUGAAAAGAUCCAUCACAAUCCUCAGAACUUGGUCACGCAAAGUCCCCUCCAUACCUUCAGAAUCUGGAUGGUCCUGGCCAUCGGCUCUACCGCUUACUCUUCCGUCACUCUGACUGAGGAAUCGGAGUCAAUGUUGUUUUACAACAAGGCCCUGCAGUAUUCCGAGCAAGCUUUGGGGGGUGACGAGAUGUCUACUCUGGAAGCCAUAAUGCUCCAGGUUUCUUAUUCGUUUUUCAACCAAUUAGGUCCUAAUACAUGGUUCCUUGUUGGUACAGCUGCCCGUCUGGCCUUAGGUAUGGGACUCCAUGCGGCCUCGACAUAUCGCAAAUUCCCUCUUAAUGUGCAACAAAGACGCAGACGAAUUUUCUUUUCAAUAUACAUGAUGGAUCGCGUUGUUUCCAUCACUUUAGGUCGACCGUUCGCACUUCAUGACGAUGACAUAGAUGUAACGCCUUUUCAGGAUGUCGACGACGAAUUUAUACACGCCGACUCCAUAAGCCCCCAGAACCCCCUUCAGCCAUCACUGAUGGCUGUUCCGCUGCACAUUCUGUCGCUGCGGAGAAUUGCAGGCAACAUCUCGCGAAAGGUGUACGGAAAUGUCAAGAAUGCGAAUUUGACUUUGCCAGAGCGUGAGGCAAUAAUAGCUUCCUUACACCAAGAACUUCUCGACUGGCGUCGGAGCAUGCCCUUCCCGCUCCCGGACGUCAACGAAAGCGUGCCACAUCUUAACACCACGUGGUAUGACUUCAACUACUAUACCCACCUCGCCAUGAUCUACAGACCGUCCCCGCUAUUUCCCGUUUCAGACUUGAAGCGGAUAAAAAUGUUGGAGAUGGCAGCGUCCAUGUCACUCCGCCAAGCAUUCAGCAUGCAUCAGCAACAACGAUUUGCUUACAACUGGUUGAAUUUUCUCGCUCUCUUCACGGCGACUUUGUCACUAAUCUAUGCAAUAACGGCUCAACCUGACGACCUUAGCACCGUCUUGAGAAACACGCGAGCUAUCGCGGACCUCGACCUCGCAACACAGCUUUUCGAGACACUCGGACUCAAGUUUUUGGCAGCUAAGGAGAUUCAGGGCAUGAUCGCUAAGAUAUCCCGGCGAUAUAAAGAGGUUCGCGCCUUGAAUUAUACAGAGCCCAAUAUGGGCUAUUGA